AUGGAGGAAAGAGGAGAUAGAAUAUCUUCCUCUCGCCUCAAACCAGGCGAAUUUCCUCCUCUUAUAACCAUUUCUCCUCUAUCAUCUCCCCACAAACACACCAUACUCGUUCUUCAUGGUCGUGGCUUCAACGCUGAGAAAUUUCAUUCUCCUCUCCUCGCAUCUCUUUCCUCGAACCCAUCGGUGUCCUUCCAGGAAUCUCUUCCACACGCUCGUUUUGUCUUCCCAACUGCUCCUCUCGCUCGGGCGACCAAGUACCGUCGCUCACUGAUUCAUCAAUGGUACGAAGGCACAGGUGACUGGGAACCUGAAGCACGUGGCGAUAUGCGUCCAAGUGUGGAACAUGUCCAUAAAAUACUCAAAGACGAAAUCGAAAUGUUGAACGGUGAUGCUGGAAGAGUCGUACUUGGACAGAGUUUAGGUGCUGUGGUUAUCAUGAGUGGGUUCAUGCCUCUGGCUGAGACCUUAAUGGCUGAGAACGAAGAUGAGGAUAUCUCUGACGAUUGGAUGUUUGAGACGGAGGAGGACGGUAGAACGCCGCUGCAAAAAGCCAUCGACGAGCUUCGGGAAGAAGCAGAGCUUGACCCCGAACCGCCAGCAAAGUCCUUUCCUUUCAUAAAGACUCCGGUGUUUAUGGGACAUGGUCAAAGAGACAAAGAUGUCGAGCUUUAUGAUGGUCAACAGGCAGCUAACUGUUUGGAGCGCAUGGGAAUCGAGGUUGAGUUCAAGACAUACCCUGACAUGGCGCAUUGGUACUGCCCUGAAGAGUUGGGAGAUAUUACAAAGUUCAUAACUGAACGAGUAGGGACAUAA
Molecule: messenger RNA, 813 nt
Organism: Fusarium coffeatum
Lineage: Eukaryota; Fungi; Ascomycota; Sordariomycetes; Hypocreales; Nectriaceae
Exons: 2
Coding region: 1-813 (270 amino acids)
Biological process (GO): protein depalmitoylation
Cellular component (GO): cytoplasm
Molecular function (GO): carboxylic ester hydrolase activity; palmitoyl-(protein) hydrolase activity
Source: RefSeq, a predicted model, not a curated record